Molecule: messenger RNA, 1872 nt
Organism: Protobothrops mucrosquamatus (brown spotted pit viper)
Lineage: Eukaryota; Metazoa; Chordata; Lepidosauria; Squamata; Viperidae
Product: huntingtin-like
Exons: 13
Cellular component (GO): cytoplasm; nucleus
Source: RefSeq, a predicted model, not a curated record
CUUGUCAUCAAAGCGCUCAAGCAGUACACCACCACCACGUCGGUGCAACUGCAGCGACAAGUCUUGGAUCUUCUCGCUCAGCUCGUUCAACUGCGGGUCAACUACUGUCUCCUGGACUCUGACCAAGUUUUUAUUGGAUUUGUUCUAAAGCAGUUUGAAUACAUUGAAGUCGGCCAGUUCAGGGAAUCGGAAGCCAUCAUUCCCAGCGUCUUUUUCUUCCUGGUGCUGUUGUCUUACGAGCGCUACCACUCCAAGCAGAUCAUUGGAAUUCCUAAAAUUAUUCAGCUGUGCGACGGGAUCAUGGCCAGCGGAAGGAAAGCCGUAACACACGGUGAGCAGGGACAUCGGAAGUCUCAGAACCGAAGAAGCUUCUUCCGUGGGAAGCGAAAAGUUUUCAAGGAAAAAACGAAAAACGAAGUGCUGGAGAUGUUUAUCCUGGUGCUGCAACAGUGUCACCGAGAGAACGAGGAGAAGUGGAAGAGGCUGUCGCGACAGGUAGCAGACAUCAUCCUGCCAAUGCUGGCCAAACAACAGAUGCAGAUCGAUUCCCACGAAGCUCUGGGGAUACUGAACACUCUGUUUGAGAUCCUGGCCCCCUCCGCCCUGCGCCCCGUGGACAUGCUCUUGCGAAGCAUGUUCGUCACGCCCAGCACGAUGGCUUCCGUGAGCACCGUCCAGUUAUGGGUCUCCGGCAUUCUGGCCAUUCUGCGGGUCUUGAUUUCCCAGUCCACGGAAGACAUCGUCCUUUCCCGCAUCCAGGAGCUCUCCUUUUCCCCCCGGCUCAUCUCCUGCCAGGCGAUUCACCGGCUGAGAAACGGGGGAAACAACGUUCCCGGAGCUCAGGAGACCCCCCCGGAGGAGCACGAGCGCUUCCUGCCCGAAGAGACCUUUUCCAGAUUCCUAAUGCAACUGGUGGGAAUCCUCCUGGAAGACAUCACGAGCAAACAGUUGCACGUGGAGAUGAGCGAACAGCAACACACGUUCUACUGCCAGGAACUGGGCACCCUUCUCAUCUGCUUAAUUCAUACCUUCAAAUCAGGAAUGUUCCGAAGAAUCACAGCUGCAGCUACCAAGCUUUUUACAGGGAACGGACCCCACGGUCUCCAUUUCUACACCCUGGAGAGAUUAAACGACCUCGUCAAGUCCAUGAUAGCCACCCACCCAUCGCUGGUCCUUCUCUGGUGUCAAAUCUUGCUGCUUGUGAACUACACCGACUCCUGCUGGUGGUCCAAAGUUCAUCAGACGCCCAAAAGGCAGAGCCUAUCGAGUGCUAAAUUGCUCAGCCCUCAAGCCUGCGGGGGUCCCCGGGCAGAAGACGGGGGCGCCAAACUUAGCAUCUGCAACCGAGAGAUCGUGCGGAGGGGAUCCCUCAUCCUGUUUUGUGACUAUGUGUGCCAAAACCUGCACGACUCCGAGCACUUAACCUGGCUGACCGUGAAUCACGUCCAGGAACUGAUCAGUCUGUCUCAUGAACCCCCGGUCCAGGAUUUUAUAAGCGCCAUUCACAGAAACUCGGCCGCCAGCGGGCUUUUCAUCCAGGCUAUCCAGUCACGAUGUGAGAACUUCGCCUCUCCGACAGCGGUAAAGAAGACCCUGCAGUGUUUGGAGGGCAUCCAUCUGAGCCAGUCGGGGGCCGUGCUGGUUUUGUACGUGGACAAGCUUCUCUCCACUCCCUUCCGUGUGCUGGCCCACAUGGUGGACACCCUGGCCUGCCGUCGCGUGGAAAUGCUUUUAGCAGCGUCUGUGCAGGAUUGGUACUGUUCGCUGGUGAGGUCCCAGUGCUACACCAAAUCAGCUUUCGCUCUGCCAGAAGGUGCCGAAUUGAUGAAUCGGCUUCCUGAGCAAGAACUGGUUCCCUUUAUGAUGCACCAG